Lutzomyia longipalpis is the source of this 4157-nucleotide messenger RNA. Its product is annotated as ATP-binding cassette sub-family C member 4-like. Gene Ontology annotation, molecular function: ABC-type transporter activity; ATP hydrolysis activity; ATP binding. NCBI's taxonomy places the organism in Eukaryota, Metazoa, Arthropoda, Insecta, Diptera, Psychodidae. Gene Ontology annotation, biological process: transmembrane transport. The transcript is spliced from 7 exons. Gene Ontology annotation, cellular component: membrane. Bases 108 to 4106 code for a protein of 1332 amino acids. The record is from RefSeq and is a predicted model, not a curated record.
UUAUUAAAUAAAAAAGCCCUGUAACCCAAUUUUUUCUCUCAAUUUCGUGUUGUGCGUCCCAAAGAUCACACAGUGUCAAGAUCGUGAAAAGUGCGUAUUUAUUUGCAAUGGAAGCCAAAAGGCGGACUCUGCUUCCAAAUCCGAGUCUUCGUGCGAGUUUCCUAUCAUUCAUUACAUUCUUCUAUAGCUACAAUGUCGUUAAAAGGGCUCUAAAGAAAAUUCUCUUCAUCCGCGAUCUGUGGAAGCCAUUAGGGAGAGAGCAAUCCGACAAUCUUGGCUCAAGAUUGGAAAAACAUUGGCGUGAUCUCACAACUAAUCAUUGUAGAUGGCGUCUUCCGAGGGCACUAAUAAGACUCUACCUCCCUGAAUUGAUCAGCAUUUCAUUCUUCAUGACCAUCCUCACCAUUGGCAUUCGCGUAGUGGUUCCGCUAAUAAUAAGACCUACAAUGGCUUAUUUUGCAACAAGGGACAGGAGGUUUUUUCAACUAGCCAUCCAUUGUGCAUCGGCGUACUUUUAUGUAUUACUGGGAAUGUCCCUCUUUGGUAAUUAUUUGUUGUACAGAUGCUUCAAUGCUGGACUACAAAUGCAAACAGCUAUUUGGAGCUUGCUUCAUAGAAAAGCCCUACGAUUGCCGAUCACAUCAAUGAAAAAAGAUAUUGUAAAAUACGUCAGAAAAGGAUUCUUACAAGAUAUCAGCAGAUUGGAUGUCCUGACGCUCUAUCUACUAUACUUGUGGUCAGCCCCCUUUCUUGUCGUAUCAAUUGGAGUGAUAAUGUACCAUGACAUUGGCUACGCUUCUCUUCCCGGCCUCGUAAUAAUUAUCUUAAUGGUUCCUGCACGAAAACUCCUAAAAGUCUGUCGAUACAAAUUAUUUGGACAUUUGGGGAAUAAGACAGAAGUACGCUACCUUAAGACUAAAGAAGUUUUUGAUAAUAUUGAAAUUGUAAAGAAGCACGCAUGGGCCAAUCGCUUUGAGAGUUUUAUAUCGAAAUUGAGGAAGAAGGAAAGGAAGAUUAUUCAAAGCAGCAUCUUUCAGCAUGCCAUCCAUACGGUUCUUAUGAUUUUCACCUCGAGACUAGCUCUUCUAGCCACAAUUGUCACCGCAAUCAUUCUACAGGAACGGCUUAACUUUAUUAAUACGUUUGUCUACCUCUUCUACUUUGAUAAUCUCACGAUUAUCGUCACGCAAAUUAUAACGAGAGCACUAAGUCAGUACAAGAAGAGUUUUAUUUAUUUGAGAGAAAUUGAAAAAUAUCUAGAUCUGGAGGAGAUCCAUCCAAAACAGGCAGAACUCAGGAAGAAGCAUGAGAAUGAAAAAGAGUACGCCGUGUUCCUCAAGAAUGUUGACAGUACGUGGGAUAAAUCGGAUAAAAAGACAGCUUUUAUGCUCAAAGGAGUUAAGUUGAACCUAGAAAAAGGAAGUCUAGUUUGCCUCAUUGGACCUCCGAAGUCUGGAAAGACGUCCCUUCUGCAUACUAUUCUUCAAAACAUGCACAUUACACAUGGAACAAUUAACGCCAAAGGUCCAUUUGGCUAUGCUCCUCAAACUCCGUGGAUUUUCUCGUCAACCAUAAGGCAGAAUAUUAUGUUUGGAAGUAAUUUUAUGAGUUCAAGGUACAAUAAGGUUUUAAAAAAUUGCGCCCUCAUACCAGACUUGUGCGCAAUGACCGACGGUGAUCUCAAAAUACUGAAAGAAGACGAAACGGUCCUGACUGAUGGUCAAAAAUUGAGAAUUAAUUUAGCCCGUGCUGUCUACAGAGAAGCCGAUGUUUACAUAUUUGAUGAUAAUCUCAGCCAAUUACCACCUUCAAUGCAACGAUUCAUCUUCAAUACAACCAUCGGUCCUCAAGGAAUGCUGAAGGAUGCCCUAAGGAUCCUUGUUACAAACGACAAAGAAUUCAUUAAUCAAUCUAAUAUGGUAAUUGCUAUGAAUGAAAAUGGCUUCGAAGAUUGUGGAGAAACGCAAAAAAUUAUGUCUCAAGAACGCAAAUAUAUAAAACCAGUUAAUAAGAAUGCCAGGAGGAAAUGGAACAGGGACCAGAAGAGUUUAUCUGAAGAAUAUUGUGGGAAUAACAUGUGGCCUGGAGUUAAAUCCCAAGAAAAUAUCUACGACAAUGAGCUGGAUAGUGAAGAUGUCGUAGACUUUGAAGGAGAUGGAUAUUUCAACAUUGAAUACUCGUCAGGUCGUUACGAUUCCUUUGUCAGAUACAUAAAAGAAGGAGCUGAAUCGUCAAACAUUAUGAUACUGAGUAUCGCAUUCAUCGUACUUUAUGCCAUAAUUGCAGCUUCGGAUAUCUGGCUGACUUUCUGGAUAACACUUGAAGUAUCAAAGUUUAAAUUACAAAACACAACAGGAUGCAUAAACAGUACGGAUAUAAAUUGCACUAUCUCAGAAAUGUCCAAACUAUACGUCAAGCAUUCAAAGGUCAUCUAUGAGGUGUACGAUCAUGUCAAGGGAGGUCUUAAGUACCCACACAGAUACCAAAGACUUGCUGAAACAGCUCCUUGUUUAAUUGUCUACCUUAACUACAUUGGCGUUACGUUAGUUUUGGCAGCAAUAAUUAAUAUUUUCUUCUCAAAAAUAUGCCUAAAAGCGAACAAAAACUUACACGAUACCCUCCUGCAUAAGAUGACCUCAGCAAGGAUAUCAUUCUAUCAGAGGACUCGCACUGAGAAGAUUUUAAAUCUCUUCAAAAAUGAUAUAAAAAUCGUUGAUAACGUUGUUCCAACUUCACUUUUGGAGAGUAUCAAUCUCUUUCUUUGGAUCACAGGAUGGGCCUUAACAGCAGUCUACGCAAAUUCUUACAUAACAAUCUACCUCGUAAGCAUCCUCGUUCUAUUCUUUAUUGCCCAAUGUUGGCUUCUUAUAACCACAAAGCGGCUGAAACAACUUCAAGAUAGCAUGAAGUCAAAACUUUCACGGAGAUUUGGCGCAGCGCUUGAUGCUAUGAGCAUAAUACGGGCUUUCAAAGUAGAGGGUGUAGUUCAAAGGGAUUUUGAUGAUUCGCUAAACAGCCAUUCAUCAACAAAACAAACCUUCUUCGCAGUUUCAUCAGCAUUCUCCGUUAUCCUCGAAACAGUAAGUGUGAUUUCAAUAGGGAUUAUUAUUUAUGAAACUUUCCAUGGUACUCUACGGAUCAAUGGAAACUUGAUGACGUUCACAAUUAUGCAAUUGGCCGGUUUCACUGGAAUGUUGGGAUGGUCUCUCAAACAAACAGCAGCAUCAUCCAAUGAGCUAACAUCCGUUGAACGAAUCAUGAAGUACUGCAAUGCUGAGCAAGAAGAAGAUCCACCAAAACCCGAAAAAAUCCGCAGAACAUGGCCAGAAUGUGGGAGGAUUGUUUAUAAAGAAAUGUCGCUAUCAUACGAAGAGAACGGUGAAGAUGUUAUUAAGAAUAUCUCAUUCAAUUUUGGAGCUCGUGAGAAAGUAGGAAUUGUAGGUGAAAGUGGCGCAGGGAAAUCAUCUUUUGUCAAUGCAAUCGUUCGCAUGGGACAUGUAAAGGGACUUGUUGAAAUUGAUCGAACAGAUACAAGUCGAAUUACCUUGGAAGAUCUUCGUUCGCACAUAACUACACUCACGAGAAAGCCUGCAAUCUUCUCAGGGACAAUUAGAAGUAAUUUGGAUCUUUACAACGAAUACCGACAAGAUGAUAUAAUUUAUGCUCUUAAGGCUGUUAAGCUCGAUUCGUUGGACCUUAAUAUGGUGGUUGAUCACAAUGGAGAGAACUUGACAUUCCAACAGCGUCAUUUACUAGCUUUCGCUCGUGCUGUGUUGUACAACAACAGAAUCAUCAUUCUAGACGAAGCUCUAUCAGACUUGGAUGAUGAGACUCUGGAAAUAGUUAAGGAUGUGUUGGAUGACUAUCUCGAUGAAAGUACAAUAUUUCACAUCACCAAACAGUUGGAGCAUGUGAUGUAUUCUGAUUGUAUCCUUGUGAUUGAGAAGGGAGUCUUAGUAGAGAAUGGACUGCCGUACCACCUUUUGCAGAGAAACGGAGGCGAAUUCAAGAAAAUGGUUCAUUCUUAUAAGAAAGUUAGUCCUGCUGAACUGAUUGAAAUUGCAAACUUAAAGGUCAUAAACCAUCCAUAUCUUAAGAUUGAGUAAAUUUAUAUUGAUUCAUUUUAUUUCUUGUAUUAAAUUAGUGUUAAGUGAUUA